GAGGAAACCCAUAACUACAGAAAUAGUUACAUACUGGCUAAUGUGUAACAAUGGCGGAAGACAAUCAUUUGUCAAAUGUGGAUCUUUCUUGCUUGAAGUCUCCAACCUUCAGUACUGUGUCACUUACUGUAUAUGUGAUUGUGUGCACUGCAACAAUUUUCGGAAAUAUCUUAAUUCUUUUAAGCAUGUAUAAGUAUUCAAAUCGGUUUAAAGGUAAUCUGUAUAUGCUUAUAGGAAAUUUAGCAGUUGCCGACCUGUUGUUAGGUUUUUGGUUGCUUUUAUUCAUAUACGAGGAAAUAGUUCCAGAAGUACAACAAAUCUGGUUUUUCUGCUUGGCAAAACCUGUCGGAGUCUUUAUAUCGUAUUGUUGUUCAACUUUUACUUUACUUGUAAUAUCUUUUGAUCGUUUCAUAGCAGUAAUGUUUCCACUGAAAUAUAUAGAAAGAACGCACACACGAAUGUUGUAUAUAGUCACGUUAUUUACCUUGUGGUUCAUAUCUAUUGUCAUUGGAAGUCUUCCUGUGAUUUUAAACAGCAUCGGACCCCCACAAGAAACAUUUGUUUGUAAAAUUGGUGCUAUCCUACCCCAUGAUCUGGAGCUUUUACCGCUAGGAAUACUCGGGACAGUCUUUAUAGGCUUUACAUUGUACGGGAUUAUUUUGCGAAGGCUCAGAAGAAAGGAAAGCACUGGAAACAACGCUCGAAUGAAAAGGGCCUCAAAAACAGUAAUGAUGAUAUUUGUUUUUGUUGUUUUUAUGGUCCUUUGGCUUCCAUUUAUAAUAUGUUCAUGUCUUAUGCAGGUAGAUCUUGCGCCCUCUCUAUUUAAAAAUGUGGUAUGUGCAAGGGAAUAUUUAAUGAGACUUGGGUUACUUAAUUCUGCACUCAACUGGAUUAUUUACGGCCUUACAAAUGACAAAUUUCGCAUGGCGUUUAGGAACAUUAUUUGCUGCAAAUAAAGAACAUUUUAUUGACCCGAAUAUGCAUUUUACAGAAGGGAGUAGAGCAAAGUCGGCGUAUAAUGAGAUGUUACAUUGUGUGGAACAUCAUUAACCAAAUACAAUUGUAUGCACGUUCAAAUGUAACAGUGAUACUCGUUGCUUAUACGCAUAAUAAGAUACUAGAUUCUAUUGGGUGUUUGGACGUUGUACGUAAAAAUAUAUCCACACAUAUGUAAUCAAAAAAGUAGACGCUUUAAGAAAAGGAG
Mercenaria mercenaria is the source of this 1204-nucleotide messenger RNA. Its product is annotated as sphingosine 1-phosphate receptor 1-like. NCBI's taxonomy places the organism in Eukaryota, Metazoa, Mollusca, Bivalvia, Venerida, Veneridae. Gene Ontology annotation, molecular function: peptide binding; G protein-coupled receptor activity. Gene Ontology annotation, cellular component: membrane. Bases 51 to 956 code for a protein of 301 amino acids. The record is from RefSeq and is a predicted model, not a curated record. Gene Ontology annotation, biological process: G protein-coupled receptor signaling pathway. The transcript has a single exon.